UGGGUGGAGGAGGAAGAGGACGACGCAUAGAUAGACAAACAGACUGAGGACCAGACUCCUGGAGGAUCCGCCGCCGCCUCACAGCUGCUGCUGCCGCCGGAUACACGCGCAGCUCACCCGGAGCCAUGGCCGACGAAAGCGCCCAAUUUACGGCCUGCACCGGCUCCAGCCUCCUGCAGCCGGUCAGCGAGAUCACCAACCUGCCGCUGGACCAGGUGAACUUCGUGGUGUGCCAGCUCUGCGCUUUGAUCUCGGCCUUCUGGUUCCGGCUCUUCCUCCAUCCCAGUAAAACCAGUCCCUUCAUCAGGCAUGUGGUGGCGACUGUGCUAGGAAUAUACUUCGCUCUGUUCUGCUUCGGCUGGUACGCGCUUCACUUCCUGGUUCAGAGUGGACUCACCUACGGCAUCAUGAUCCUGACCGGAGUGGAGCACAUGCACAAGUACUGCCUCGUGGUGGCUCUCAGCUAUCUGAGUCUGUGUCAGAUCACCCGGGUCUACGUCUUCGACUAUGGCAUGUAUUCUGCAGACUUCACCGGCCCCAUGAUGGUGAUCACUCAGAAAAUCACCAGCCUGGCGUUUGAAAUCCAUGACGGAAUGGCUCGGAAGGAGGAGCACCUGACUGCAGGACAGAAGAUUUUGGCCAUAAGGCGGAUGCCCAGUCUGCUCGAGUACUUUAGCUACAACUGUAACUUCAUGGGGAUCCUGGCUGGACCCACCUGUUCCUACAACGACUACAUCGCCUUUAUCGAAGGAGACCCACGCCGCCACAGAGACCAGACCACCGACGGGAAGUCAAAGAGCAAGAUGAGCCAGAGCGAACCAUCACCAAACAUGGAAGUUGUCCGUAAAGUGGCCACCUCCUUCUUCUGCCUCCUGGUCUUCCUGUCGGUGUGUAAGGUUUUCCCCGUGGAGCGGAACAUCGAGGACGACUUCAUUGCCAACACACCUUUCUACGCUCAGGUGGUUUACCUGUAUCUGUCCAUGGUGACCACCAGACCCAAGUACUAUUUUGUGUGGACGCUCGCUGAUGCCAUCAACAAUGCUGCCGGUUUCGGCUUCAACGGCUACGACAGUAAUGGUUCUCCUCGCUGGGACCUCAUCUCCAACCUGAGGAUCCUCAACAUAGAGUUUGCCACCAGCUUCAAAGUUUUCCUGGACAACUGGAACAUUCAGACGGCACACUGGCUCAAAAGGGUGUGUUAUGAGCGAUGUCCCUACCACCCGACAGCCGCCACCUUCAUCCUGUCUGCCAUGUGGCACGGAGCCUAUCCAGGAUACUACCUCACCUUCCUCACCGGAAUCGUCAUAACGCUAGCUGCUAGAGCGGUCAGACACAACGUUCGGCCAUACUUCCUACAGUCCACCACCCACAAACUGGUUUAUGAUGUCAUCACGUGGGCAGCCACUCAGAUCGCCAUCUGCUACACAGUGGUCCCUUUCGUCCUGUUGUCCGUGGGCCCGUCAUUAAAGUUUUACAGGUCCUGGUGCUUCAGCCUCCACAUCGGCUGCGUUCUCCUCGCUGUGAUGUUACCUGUCAAACCGAGACAUCUGCGCCUCAAAGACCAGAAGACCUGCCACCAAGGUCAAGUCCAGAGCCCCCUGGAGGCAGCAGACUCCACCUACAGCCAGAAGGAAAAAACUACAUGAGACAGGACAAAGACUAAUCCUGUACGUCACAUUUCCAUGGAGUUGUUUAGAAGGAGUCAAACAGGCCCAGGGACCUUAUUGCUGGACUGGAUUUGGAUCAAUACCCAAAACUGUAUUAUUUGGAUUCAGUCGGAGAUGUACAUGAAAGCAGGUCGUGGGUUGUAUUGUCUUUGAAAGGAAGUCCGACUGCCAGAACUAUAAGCUGGAAGGUUGAAACCAACGGUCAGUGUUGGAGGACAUAAAUACAUAAUGUGAGUUUUUAUGAAGCAGCUGUGUGUAAUCAGCCAUGGUAUUAAACCAAUUCUUUAUUGUCACAGGAAGAAAGUAUUUGAAUGAAUGAAGUCACAAAUUUUGAGUGAUACACCAAACAACUACAUAAAUGUAAAUGAGUAGGAUGAACAAAAGUCAGCCUGAUUAAACCACAGCAUCAUAGUGUUAAAAGAAGAAGGUAGUUUUGGAGAAAGUGCCAAUAAUCAUUUCACUCAGUCGCCUUAGUUGUUUGGAUUUGUACAAGAAAAAGGAAAAAAAAAGUAUUAACUAUCUCAAUGUGUUUACAUUUGUAGAUGUCAGUUUUGGUUGAAGUUGUUUCAUUUCUUCCAAAACAGAGAGAAAACUUUAAGAAAUGUGCUGAAACUCGAAAAAAAACUCUCAAGAUGUGAACUAAAAUGUUAGGAUCACGUUUUAUAUCACAUCCUUUAUAAAAGGAAAUUUCUUAAAGUUUACUUUUCAUUCAGCUAAUGGUUUAGUUUUGAAGUUUAGUAGUGAAAACAGUCGCCAACAUUUUAACUACCUGUAUGAACUGCCUGUAUGAAAGUAAGACAGAGAAAAGAGGUCAAAAUGUUUAACCAUAGCUAUCACAAUGAAACUCACCAACUUUACUUACAUUAAGACAGUUCUUUAUAUUGUUAGGGUUAUUUCUGAAACUGUUUUACAUAAUGAAACUUGAUUUUUACAUGUACAAUUAAAAUCACAUCCAUACAGUCUCACAGUAGUUCCUGAAACUGUCACAGGAGGAUUAGUUUUAACAAAUAGAAAAACUGUAGUUGGAUACGUCCGCCAUGAAACAUAACUUUUAGAAAAAAUGCAGUUAACAUGGAUCCAGUUUUUAUUUCUUAGCUGUUUCCUGUUAUUCCGACCGUUGGUUGAAAUUAAAACACAUCUGUCUGAUUUGGACAUUUUCUUGCCAAUAGUCUGAAAUGUUAUGGAAACAAAGAAGCCCCAUGUCCCGCCUCAAACACUGACAUCAUGUUAGCUAAUGGUUCAGUUUAGAUAGAAACAGUUGUUAGCAAACAGUUCAUCUUGGAAACUUAAACAGUCAAAUUCAAACAGUUUGGAUUCAUUUUAUCUAAGUUUAAUUCAGUUAACAUUGACUGUGAUAAAAACUAACAAGUUCAUGUUGAUUAACUCAAUGUAGGUUAGUUAACAGGAUGACUCGGCUCAACAGAUUAGCCAAAGGGAAGGCUCAGCUCUUAAAGUUAGCAACGGGAAGGCUUGGCUCAGCAGAUUAGCUAGCAGGAAGGUUUGGCUUAGAAGGUUAGCUAAUGGGAAGGCUUGGCUUAGCACUUUAACUAACAUGAAGGCUUGGCUCAGCAGAUUAGCUAGCAGGAAGGUUUGGCUCAGCAGGUUAGCUAAAGGGAAGGUUAGCAAACAGGACUCAACAGCCCUAAAUAUGAUUUUCAGACAAGCUCGAGUUUUGGUUUAAUUUAAACAGUUUAAUUCAGUUUGUCUUUUAACCACUGAACACAGUUCUGUAGCCCAGUAUUUUACCUUCCAUAAGUAACUGCCAUGUUUUGUCUUUCAAAAUAAAGCUGUAUGUUUUACUGUU
Messenger RNA from Melanotaenia boesemani (Boeseman's rainbowfish), 3471 nucleotides. It is a transcript of the gene mboat2b, whose product is annotated as membrane bound O-acyltransferase domain containing 2b. Gene Ontology annotation, molecular function: acyltransferase activity. Gene Ontology annotation, biological process: lipid modification. Bases 126 to 1646 code for a protein of 506 amino acids. The transcript has 13 exons. Gene Ontology annotation, cellular component: membrane. NCBI's taxonomy places the organism in Eukaryota, Metazoa, Chordata, Actinopteri, Atheriniformes, Melanotaeniidae. The record is from RefSeq and is a predicted model, not a curated record.